This is a messenger RNA of Talaromyces marneffei, 1494 nucleotides long. RefSeq lists its product as uncharacterized. Gene Ontology annotation, molecular function: cellulose binding; hydrolase activity, hydrolyzing O-glycosyl compounds. Gene Ontology annotation, cellular component: extracellular region. The transcript has a single exon. Gene Ontology annotation, biological process: carbohydrate metabolic process. The coding region runs from base 1 to 1494 and encodes 497 amino acids. The record is from RefSeq and is a predicted model, not a curated record. Lineage: Eukaryota; Fungi; Ascomycota; Eurotiomycetes; Eurotiales; Trichocomaceae.
AUGUCUCACAUGGCGACUAGACCAUUGGCUCUUGCGGCUAUUGCCGCGCUUUUUCACCAGGUUGCUUCUCAGCAAGCCCCUACCCCAGAUAAUACAGUUUCUCUGCCGACCUGGAAAUGUACAAGCUCCGGCGGCUGCGUUCAACAGUCGACAUCUAUAGUAGUGGAUUGGGUGUAUCACUGGAUCCACACAGUCAAUGGGAGCACAUCGUGCACCACAUCCAGUGGAUUGAACUCAGCUCUAUGUGGAACGGAAAAGGAAUGCUAUACAAACUGUGAAAUUUCACCUGCCACCUACGAUGGCCUUGGUAUAAGAGCUUCUGGAAACGCUUUAACCCUCAAUCAAUAUGUCACCAGCAAUGGAACGACCAAUAGCGUUUCCCCGCGUGUAUAUCUUCUGGAUCCCGCCGGAAAAAAUUAUGAGAUGUUGCAGCUUCUCGGUCAAGAGAUUAGCUUUGACGUAGAUGUCUCUAACUUACCAUGCGGCGAAAACGGUGCUCUUUACCUCUCUGAAAUGGAUGCGACUGGAGGUCGAAGCCAGUACAAUCCUGCCGGAGCUUCAUACGGCUCUGGUUACUGUGAUGCUCAGUGCGGCACGGGAUCGUGGUUCAAUGGCUCAAUCAACACCGGUAGCCUAGGUUCUUGCUGUAACGAAAUGGAUCUAUGGGAAGCAAACUCCCAGGCCACGGCUUUGACGCCUCAUCCAUGCAGUGUCGAUGGUCCGUAUGGCUGCUCUGGUAGCGCAUGUGGUUCAACCGGAGUGUGUGACAAGAAUGGCUGUGGAUUUAACCCAUACGCCCUUGGGGACCACAACUACUACGGCUCGGGUUAUACAGUGGACACAAGUAAGCCUUUUACCGUUACAACACAGUUCGUGACCAGUGAUGGCACAAAAACCGGAGCCUUGACCGAAAUUCGUCGAUCUUACGUUCAGAAUGGCAAGGUUAUUGCGAAUGCUGUUGCGUCCUCGUCGUCCGGCGUUUCAGGGGCAAAUUCCAUCACAGAAUCUUUCUGUACUACGAUGGACUCCGAAGCCGGGACACUUGGAGGUCUGAGGACAAUGGGUGAGGCCCUCGGUCGUGGCAUGGUCCUCAUCUUUAGCAUUUGGAAUGAUGCAGGCGGAUCCAUGAACUGGUUAGACAGUGGUAACUCGGGUCCAUGCAGUAGUACCGCAGGAGUUCCAUCCACCAUUCAGGCGAAUGACCCCAGUACUUCGGUUACUUUCUCAAACAUCAAGUGGGGUGAUAUUGGAUCUACAGGUCCUAGCCCUGGAGGAAGCAGUUCAUCAUCGUCGUCGUCGUCGAAAUCGUCGUCGACGACAAUUUCAAUUACCCACAGUACGACAUCAUCAUCAGCAACGACAACUACAACUAGCACUGGAGCAACUCAGACUCAUUGGGGCCAAUGCGGGGGCACGGGUUACUCUGGUCCUACUGCUUGCGCCCCUCCGUACACCUGUAAAGCGCAGAAUCCGUACUAUUCGCAGUGCCUGUAG